Molecule: messenger RNA, 399 nt
Organism: Rotaria sp. Silwood2
Lineage: Eukaryota; Metazoa; Rotifera; Eurotatoria; Philodinida; Philodinidae
Source: the annotation of a GenBank genome assembly
AUGUCCAUAAAUGCUAUUGAUAAAUUAUUCAAUGUAUUGCCUGAUCUUUAUCGUCAACGACAAGCAAGAAAAAAAUUUCGUCGAUUCAUUAAUGAUGAAUUAGUAUGGCGUGCACAAUAUGAAUUACUUAAUGGACUUUAUUGUCUUGAUCGUAUAUCAUCGGUGAUUAAAGAAUCUAAUGAAAAAAUUCAAGCUUUAUUAGAAGAUGGAUCUUAUAGAUUUGAUCGUAUUAAUCCUAAUUUAUUUACAUAUGAUCAAACAAAUCUGAUUAUUCGAAAUGUCACAGAUGAUGAAGUACUUGAUGAUCCAACAUUAGAACGAAAAUUUGAAUUUAAUUUUACACAAUCGGAUGUCAAAGAUCGUGCAGAAAUAAUUAAUGAAUUACUUAUUGGUAAAUGA